CUCUCUCUCUUCUGAACUUUUUUUUGCCAACCUGUUGGUGUUGAAUUCUUUUUCCCUUUACUUUCCUUCCGGUCUGACGCCAGGAGCCAACAGCAAGAGAAACACAGAUGAUAUAACCAGUAAUGACAGAGGGGACGACGAAGACAUCCACGACCAGAGCAGUAAGAAGCCGGUGAUGGUGUACAUCCACGGCGGGUCCUACAUGGAGGGCACUGGCAACAUCAUCGACGGCAGCAUCCUGGCCAGCUACGGCAACGUCAUCGUCAUCACCAUCAACUACCGGCUGGGCAUUUUAG
Molecule: messenger RNA, 296 nt
Organism: Myotis lucifugus (little brown bat)
Lineage: Eukaryota; Metazoa; Chordata; Mammalia; Chiroptera; Vespertilionidae
Product: neuroligin-1-like
Exons: 2
Biological process (GO): modulation of chemical synaptic transmission; neuron cell-cell adhesion; synaptic vesicle endocytosis
Cellular component (GO): synapse; cell surface; postsynaptic specialization membrane
Molecular function (GO): neurexin family protein binding; signaling receptor activity
Source: RefSeq, a predicted model, not a curated record